AUGGCAAACAGAGCAGGACCUAAUGGGUCACCUUGCUCACUGCAAGGAGGUGUUGUCACAGAACUGCAUCGUCACGACUUUGCCAAUCUACCGAUGCUAAGCAAAUUAGAGCUUAAUUGGAAUGACAUUUCCGUUAUUCGACCCGAGAUGUUUGAAGGUCUGGACAGUAUAUACAGAUUAAUUUUACGUGGCAAUAAAAUUAAGGAAUUAAAGGCCGACUUUCUGAAAUUGCCUACUUUGGCAUCUCUUUAUCUCGAUUACAACCAAAUUCGAUCUAUUGACAGAAAUGCAUUUCGGUUGUUGAAAAACUUGCACCGUUUGAAUCUUGGCAGCAAUCCAAUGCUUUCAAAAAUUGGACCUGGGGCAUUUUAUAAAUUGCCUCUAACGACUUUUACCAUGUACAACGCGAAUUUGACAUUACUUACUAAGAAAAUGUUGCCUGACUCACCUUACCUCAAAGAAAUAAUGUUGUUUAACAACAAAAUUCAGCGUAUAAAAAAUGGAGCGUUUGACGCACUCGGUAGUUUAAUAAACGUUUACUUACAACAGAAUCCCAUUAGGCACUUCUCUCAGAAAAAUUUUAAAGGAUUAAAUUCAACAAAUCUCAGACUGUAA
Messenger RNA from Corticium candelabrum, 615 nucleotides. Its product is annotated as insulin-like growth factor-binding protein complex acid labile subunit. Gene Ontology annotation, molecular function: protein binding. Lineage: Eukaryota; Metazoa; Porifera; Homoscleromorpha; Homosclerophorida; Plakinidae. The record is from RefSeq and is a predicted model, not a curated record. Bases 1 to 615 code for a protein of 204 amino acids. The transcript is spliced from 9 exons.